GCCCAAUUUCAUUGCAUGAUAGGGACCUAGGGAGAGUUGACGCAGGAAGGCCCAACUUAACUGCAAGGCGACCAGUCGUCAUCCAUCAGCAAAUAACUUUGUUCACGCGCCACAAGCACUGUCUGUUUGGUAUCCAUUACAGCCGCAAAUCAGUACAGGACUCUGCCCGCAGGCCUCAAGUCUAUCGCGCAAUCCGCGCAUAACGUCCAUUCGAGGGGCUUCCAGACGCACGCGACCAACCGUCACUUGGCCCACGGCCCACGGCCGCCGCAUCCAUGAGGCCUUGAUACGCGCCGCCCGCACAAUACGCAGCGUUCUUCAAGUCAUUUCAGAGCGACUAGAAAGUCGACCUGUUCCGUUGCAAUGUUCUGCCUGCGCAGCUGGCUCCCGCUCCUAUUUAUACCUACAAAUGCCUCGCCCGCAUUUAUACUCCUCUUCUUCAUCUGCACCUACUUUCUCAACAGACCGUGCUUUUACUGCUCUUUCUUGCUGUUGAUCCUCUUCCUGACGUCCUGCAAUUGGAGCGAUCGGUGCUUCUUCGACCUCUCCGCCAACUGGUUUCAGUCUCGCACCUCUCCAGUCGAACCAGACACAAGUGAUUUGAGCGAUGAGAUCAAGGCCGCUAUUUCUGUGGCCGCUCACGUCGUAAACACCACAGCUGAGGCUUUGGCGACGGCGACAGCAGAACACAUUGCAAAGGAGCGUGCAGAAUGGACCGGUCUUGGCAUGGAAUGGCUUAGAAGUCUCUUGGGUAAGAGGGAAUGGCGUAUAGAGUGUCUUGAUGUCUACAUACGGUUGUAAUGGGCUUUUUUUGUUCUUUGUUUCCAGUUGCGGUAUUCAGAAUAUAUAAGGCCUCGCUCGGUUUCUGUGAACACUGAACAGUGUUUUGAAUAGGGUGCAUAUUGAGCCCAGUUUGACGGCUGUCUGCCGGUUGCAUAUAUAAUGGCGUUGAUUAGUGUCAGGCUUCUAGGGAGGAUCGUUUGGAUGGUUAGAUAUAUUACUUCAGCCCAGCUUGGGUGCUAGUGAACAUGAGAA
Molecule: messenger RNA, 1035 nt
Organism: Pyricularia grisea
Lineage: Eukaryota; Fungi; Ascomycota; Sordariomycetes; Magnaporthales; Pyriculariaceae
Exons: 2
Coding region: 364-801 (145 amino acids)
Source: RefSeq, a predicted model, not a curated record